Messenger RNA from Rhincodon typus (whale shark), 2156 nucleotides. Its product is annotated as E3 ubiquitin-protein ligase rnf213-alpha-like. The record is from RefSeq and is a predicted model, not a curated record. NCBI's taxonomy places the organism in Eukaryota, Metazoa, Chordata, Chondrichthyes, Orectolobiformes, Rhincodontidae. The coding region runs from base 519 to 2156 and encodes 545 amino acids. The transcript is spliced from 4 exons.
CUGCGCCCUGCGUAGCGCUCACUCCUUUCGGGGUGAGGAAUGCGCAGAUUUGUAGUCAGGGCUGGUUUGCGCACGUUUGCGUGAGCACCUCUUUCGUCUGCUGCACCUCCCGACGGCUCAGUAUCUUUCUGAGAGUCUUGUUAUUUGUCGUGGUUAUUUGGGGUGUGUCUGUCAGACAGAUUUCUCCGGGCUGAUGUUUCCCCCUCAUCCCGGUGGCGGAUUAAGGUGGAUAGGUAGUCCGGCCUCAGGCUCAUGAGCGGUUUCCGGCUGCAAUAGUUUCUAAACUGAGCAAGGCCCUCCCUCUCCCUCCAUCGUAAACACGCGCUGCGCUCAUGCAGAGAGAACGACAUUAGUAAAUAAAUAGCGCAUUCAUUCGGGUAUUCUUUGAAAGGGGGAAUCAGUGCUCGGCGAGUAGUGUCAAUGUGACAGGAAUCCUCCUGCUGAAGGCCGGUGUUAUUUCGGGAUGAGGCUGGAGUUCUUGUUGGUUCUCACCCUUUGCUUUUGCGCCUGAUGGAGGAAUGGAUACCGAACGGGUGAAGAUGAAAUGUCACAGUUGUGGCCACAUUACUAAAGAGAAAGCUCCCAAAUUCUGCAGCCAAUGUGGAACCAGACUGGUAGAAAGCAUUGUGGAGGCUGCAAUGCCCCUGAUUAGUGGGAAGAUUAAAGCUGAAGCUCCAGAUUUAUCAAUGCCUAUGGAUGUAGACCUGGACCUGUCUUCCACCUCCACCACAAGCAUGGAAAGUGAAGUGUCCUUGCUGGAACCAGAGCCUCCUCCUUGUAAGUUGCAGUAUGGCGAAAACUCAGUCCUGACGGCAAUUUCAGAAAAAGAAAGCAAAAUAUCUGAUCAACCACGAAAGGGGAGCUCUAAUAAAAGUAAAAAAAGGAAAAAGAAAACAAAGAAGUUGAGUGGAGCUGAGAUGGAGUCCUCUGCUCCUCAACUCAGGCACUUGAGUGAAAAUGAACAGAAGGACAUUGAACAACUCAAUAAAAUUGACAAUGAAACUGAACAAUCCGCUGUUGGCAAUGAAACUGGAAGUUACUCUGGCAGCAAUGAUUUGAUCAAUGACCAAAACGCUGUUUGUAAUAUUACUAAUCUGCAGGUUGCUGCAGAUGAUGAACAUCCUCCAAACUCAACAGGUAUUGAGGAAGUUCCAGCUAGUUGUGGUCCAGUCGGAAAUCUGGUAAAUCUACGCAUUGUAGCAUUCCAAAGUGGCAUAACUGAUACGAACAAAGAUGGCGCAGUCCAAUCUAUUACUGAGAGUGAUCCGCUUCACCCAAACAAGAGUAACAAACCAGCCUCUGCAGUGAAUGAAGGAUCAUUAAUCAUGGAGAAAUUGAGCAGCAGGAAAGAUGGCACUCAGUCUGGAAGAGGAAUUACUCUCGACGAAUCUGAAUCAACGUUGACUAGUGCUGACAAUAAGCCACUUCAUACAUCUGACAGUGACUCAAGUAGUUCUGUUGAAGAAAAUAAUGAUCAGUAUGACAUGAAGAAAGAAAAGGACAUUCUACUUACUCAGAAAAGUAGAAAAAAGAAAUCAAACAAUUUAAGUGCAGCUAUUCAAAGUAAAGAGAUUUCCUCUGCUCUGCAACCCAAACCUUUAUAUUCGGGCAACAAAUACGACAUAAAAGAAAGCAACGAAGUUGGCAUUGAGGCUAGGAGCUACUUUACCAGCAAUGAUUUGACCAGUGACGUAAACUCUGCUCGUGAUAUUGCUGAUCUGCAGGCUGCAGUAGGUGAUAAACAUUCUCCUAGUUCAACAGGUACGGUAAAAACUCUGGACAGUCGUAAUCCAAUCAGAGGUCAGGUAAAUACAGGCCUUGCAGUAUCCAAAAGCACCAUUGUAACUGCAAAGAACAUGGAUGGUGCUGUCCAAUCUGUUGCUGAGAGUGACCUUUAUUCAAAAAACAACAAAUCAGCCUACGUAAUAGAUGAUGGACUUCCCACAACUGAGAAACUGAGCAGUGGAAAAGAUAUUGAACUUGAAAGAGGAGACAAUUUGGGUGAAUCUGGCGCAGCAGCUGCUCAUACUGAUAGUGAGCUACUUGAUUCAGCAGACAGCGACUUGAAUAGUUCUGUUAAAGAAAAAACUAAUGAGCAACAUGGCAUGACAAAGGAAGAGGACAUCCCAUGCACAAAGGUUAUAAUUUUACUAUAA